Molecule: messenger RNA, 705 nt
Organism: Morus notabilis
Lineage: Eukaryota; Viridiplantae; Streptophyta; Magnoliopsida; Rosales; Moraceae
Product: zinc finger protein ZAT9
Exons: 2
Coding region: 1-705 (234 amino acids)
Biological process (GO): regulation of DNA-templated transcription
Source: RefSeq, a predicted model, not a curated record
AUGGAUUCGAAGCAGAAAAUCUGCAAGAUCUGCAACAAGCGCUACGCCAACGGCAAGGCCUUGGGCGGUCACAUGAGAUCUCAUCUCGCCAAGCUUCCUCUUCCUCUUCCGCCGCCGAAGCCGAACCAACCGAGUGUUGUUUCUAGUACUUCUCCUUCUUUGGACGAGCUUUCUCAGGAGUUUUCUUCUGUUGUUGAGGAUGCAAUAUUGGAGAGCGAGAACGAGAACGAGAACGAGUCGCGCCGGAGGCACGUGACUCGACAGAGAUCCAAACGGCGUCGUAGAUCGGAGACUUUCUCCGCGGAGGAGGCCGCUUUCUUUCUGGUGAAGUUGUCCAAGGACAAGUGGGACAAGAGAGAAGCUGUUGGUCAUCAUCACGAGGAGGAGGUUGCGAAGUUCAAGUGUGAGACGUGCAAUAAGGUUUUUGGUUCGUACCAGGCUCUCGGCGGACACAAGGCGAACCACAAGAAGAUGAUGAAGAGAAGAAAUAAUAACUAUGCUGUUGUUGAUGAUCAUCCGAUAAGGACAUUUGAGUGUCCGUUUUGUUUCAAGGUGUUUGGUUCUGGUCAGGCUCUUGGUGGGCACAAGAAGGUUCACUUUUCGAAUAACUUACCCAUUAUUACAAGGAUUUCUUCUAGAAAAUUCGGGAACAGUUUGAUUAUAGAUCUUAAUCUUCCAGCAGUAGCAGAUGAAGAAGUAGAAUAG